UGUUUCUGUUCUGAUUAAACUCUCCUUAAUCCCGGUGACUAUCUUUCUGUGAAAUAUAGUUCCUGUUUUUCUCAGGUUGUUAUUUAGGUUUUCUUUUCCACCAUUGCAGGAAGUCUGACUUAAAAUAGAGCUGCAGACAUUAAGGCCAUAAUUGCCAUAUGGAAAGCCUGCACUCCUGCUGUUUUUCUAGGGUGGGGGUAGAUUUGUGCUCUCCUUCAGCCCUUCAUGUGUGUCUGGACAAGUGGCGGAGAGUGACGUGACUCUCUCUCACACAGGGCCAGCACUGAUUCAUGCCAGGAAGCUUUCUCCAGCCAUGCUGAAGCAGAUCCUGUCCGACAUGUAUGUGGACCCAGAGCUCCUGGCUGAGCUCAGCGAAGAGCAAAAGCAGAUAUUGUUCUUCAAGAUGAGGCAGGAGCAGGUCAGAAGGUGGAAAGAAAGAGAAGCAGUAGCUACCACCCCAAAGCCAGUACUGAAGAAAGACCAUGGAAAAUCUGUGCAGUGGAAGCUUGGUGCAGAUGGUGAUAUCUGGGUAUGGGUAAUGGGAGAACACAUGCUGGAUAAACCAUAUGAUCUUCUGGGUAGUGAGAUUCUUGCUGAAAGCGUGAAGCAACAGUCACUUCAGCAAAUAGAGACAAUAAGAACACCACCAAUGGAAAAAGUCACAGAGAGUUUGGUAUCAUCUCCUCCACAGUUUCCAUCAGAAUCUGGAUUUGAAAUACUGCGAGACAAUGACAUUUUUGUUCAAAGAGAUGUAGCAAACAGAGUGGAAAACACACCAGCUGUUGGAAAUCACAGAAAUCUAGAAUGUAUCCAGGCUCCUAUGACUAAACUAAGAGAUGUGGAGCAGAUAUUGGAAGGCUAUUGCUCUAAUUCAAGCAAAUAUAAUUUUCAGAAGAAUAGAGAAAUGCCAAUGAAGACAACCACCGGCAAGACCAUAACAGGAGAAGAAAUGACUUUAGAUUAUCCUUCUGAAUCAAUUCAAAAACCAGAUAAAGAAGACCCCGUUUGGCUAGAAUCUUUACAGAGGUCCAAAGCAGCAGAUGAAAAACGAUGCUCCCUUGCCAAACAUGCACGAGAUGACUACAAGAGACUGUCAUUACAGGGUAUCCACAAGGACAAAGCAUCUGAUCUUUCCCAAAUCUUUAAGAGAGAGGAGCAAACAAAGCCACUCCCUCCACCUCUGCCACCAAAGCCUAAAAACCUUACAGCUAAAAUAGCUGAUGGGAAACCAGAGAGAAAACAGAGCUCACAAAAUUCUAUCUCCAGUUCUCCUUGGGAGAGUAUAGGUCAAUGGUUUAAAGAAGAGCAGAUCAAUUUCCGAGCCGGCUUUGAAAAAUCAAUGGAUCAGAUUGCACCUUGGUUUCACGGUAUUUUAACCACCAAAAAAGCAGAAGAACUUUUAGAGGGUUUGGCACCUGGAAGCUUUCUCAUCCGAGUCAGUGAAAAAAUCAAAGGCUAUGUUCUCUCCUAUUUGUCAGCAGAGGGCUGCAAACAUUUUCUGAUAGAUGCUUCUGGAAAUUCAUAUAGUUUCCUUGGUGUUGACCAACUCCAACAUUCAACAUUAGCAGACCUAGUUGAAUUUCACAAGGAUGAGCCCAUUACAUCAUUGGGGAAGGAACGACUUCAUUAUCCCUGUGGACAACAAGGAUAGUUACCAGAUUAUCUUGAUCUUUUUGAGUGAUUGUCAAGUGCAAUAAAAUCAGGAAGUCCAGGCAGUUCAAAGGAAUAUAAAGAUUUAUUGCAAACUUAUAUGCUCUACAAGAAUCUGAACUGUUAAUGGUCAAAGCAAAUAGGUGGUAGAUAAGAAUGAAAUUCAUAGGGAGAUUUCUUGUGGACACAAGGGAUUUGAGAUUGAUGAUGCAUUAAUCUUCCUCAGGCUCAGCCUGGUUGUCUUCUACAGAUACUUAGAAAAUCCAUUUAUCAUAUGGAGGAAGUUUAUGGAAUGAGGAGCUGCUGGCAUGGAGCCAAAAUCCUUCAGUUAUUACAAUAGUUCCUUAACUGUAAAAAUGUAAUUUAAAUAUAUUUGAUAAACAAAAACUAAAUUCAAUCAAGAAAGAAAUGGGAUCAAAAUCCUAAAGAAAGCAGCAAAAGAAUAAAGCUACCAUUACAGGCAAUUGUGGUAAUGAACUUUCUUUGUUCAAAAUGAAACCUGACUGCAUGAAUUGCUGUUAAAUGAAAUUAUAAGGAACUAUUCCAAAGAGUUGACAUUUGACAUUCUUGAAAGGUUUGUAUUGUACUUACAUUCAUAAUUGUUUUAUAUCUCCACACUUUACUAUAUUGUAAGCUACUCAAAGUCACCAAGUGCUACAACAUGGGCGCCAUAUAACAUUAAUGAAUAAAAAUUAAAUAAAUAAAAUCAUUGAGGAAAACUCCAAAUGCAGAAGUAAUUAGAAGUAUCUUCAUAACUUCAAAUACCCUGAAAGGUUGGUUUUCAUCAUCAGGAACGAGUAAUGAGUAUAAACAUGUCUGUAGUGCAUCAUAGAACAAUGGGUGCAUUAGAGCUUCCAACUGUUCACAUUUUUCUUGCUGUAUUCUCUGCUAAAACAACAUCGACAAAGUUGUUUCAUAGGGGUUGUGUGUUCCUUUAAAAAUGAUAGCAGACAUUGCAUGGAUCAAAACUUUUCACUGUCAGUUCUAUGGCCUAGUUCUUUAGAAAAUUGAGUCUUGGCAUACUGGCAGGGCAUGGGAGAAUCAGAUACAUUUUUGUAUUAACAUAUGUAGAAGGGAGAGAAGGGAAGAGGAGGAGGAGGAGGAGGCUAUCUUGGCGGGAAGAGGAGGAGAAAGAGAGGGGAAAGACAAAAAAGGCCGGAAGUUGAGAGAGGAUAACUACCUUUUGGAGGGAGGGGAAAAAAGAGACCUAGAAGGAUAGGAAAUGAAAAAAGAGGUCUGGGGAAAGGAAGAGGGAGUGAAGGCAAUAGGCAGGAUAGGAGAGACUUCUGUGAGGCAAGCAGAGGAAACCACGAAGGAGCAGUGGAAGGAAAGCUCAGCAGGCGAUUCAAGAGAGGGUGAGAGGAGAGAGAGAAAGAAAAAAGGGCCAACCAGCCACAUGAAUACCAUCUCAUCAUGUGACCCGCCAGUUGGGAAAAGACUGACCAUCGCCCCAUCGCAUGACCAGCCUGUUGAGAGAAGACUGACAACCACAACACUGCAUGUCCUAAGCCAAUAGAGGUGCCUGAGAGACGGACUAGCGGGGACCUGUGGCCAUACCAAAAGGGCAAAGAGAACCCGGAUUCCAGCAGCCCUUUUGGGGGUAGCA
This is a messenger RNA of Pseudonaja textilis, 3256 nucleotides long. Lineage: Eukaryota; Metazoa; Chordata; Lepidosauria; Squamata; Elapidae. The record is from RefSeq and is a predicted model, not a curated record.